UUCCCAAACGCGGAAGCUCUCUUAACUUGGGUUAGCUAUGGCCCCUUCGGGCGCGGUCAGCUCUGUUUGUGCUGCGCCAGGGUCAAAGUUCUUGGCUCUCUUUCCCCACGCCUUGUCUUGUCUUGUCGGACCACCGUGGAUAAGAUCGUGGGGCCAGUCGGAUCUUUCUCUGGACCUUUCACAGCUCCUGGCCAUCCUUAAGGGAUGCUUUCCUCCUGGGGCUUGUAAAUUAUUUUCCAGCUCUCAGGAAGGGGAAUGCGUUUUCUUGCUUUGCGUUCAGUGACCCUACGUUUACUGCUGGAGAGAGGGGGAAAAAAUCUGUGGACCCAGCUAAAUGCUUACUUACCAGGGUCUGGGCACAUUUUAAAAUGAGUGCGAUGUGAAUACCAGUACUCUGUAGGCAGAAGCUGGAAGAUCGCCUCAAGUUUGAACCCAGCCUGGGGUAUCUAGCUAGAUCUUUUCUCAGAAGCUAAGAAAGAAAGAAAGGAAGAAAGAAGAAAGAAAGAAAGAAAGAAAGAAAGAAAGAAAGAAAGAAAGGAAGGAAAAAGAGGAAAGAAAGAAAGAAAGAAAGAAAGGAAGGACGAAAAGAAAAGAGAGGAAAGAAAGAAAGAAAAGUGAAAAAAGAAAUACACAUUUUGUGAGUUUUGAUUACCACAGUUAAUGGAGGAGUUGGGGUAGGGGGACCCCGUUGGCUUUGGCAAAAUUCCAGCAAGCGUAUCUAACUAAAUCUUUCAGGGCCACGGGCUUUAAUGAACCAAAGGCGGAAGGUUGAUUGAGCUUUGACCCCCCAAGUGCAACCUGCAAUAACCUGCCUGGCUCCAUCCUAAGCCACGCGGAAACAUAGUGCCUGCCAGAGGUUAAAGUGCACCAGGACCUGUCUCAUGUUUUUUGUGUGGAAAUAGCUGUGUUGUUUUCAGUUGAUGGUGGAAGCUCAAAGCAGUUUUUCUGCAGGGACACAUUUUCACCCUAAGCCUUAUCAGACGUGGACACUCAACUCCUGGUCAACGCUCUACUACAAAAAAAUAUUUAGUUUCUAUUUAUCUGAGAUUGGGUCUCACCUAGGAUGGCUUACUGGCCUAGAACUCUCAGUGUGGACAGGUUGGCCUUGGGCUCAUAGGGAUCUGCCUUCCCCUGCCUCUGGCUGCAAUGAAAGGUGGGUCCCAACACGCUGGCCUUUUUUUUUUUUUUUUAAAGUACUGGAUAUUGAUCCUAGAGAUUCAAACAUGUCAAAAAACUGAUCGCUCACUCGCUCUCUCUCUGGUAUUUCCCCAGCAAAAUUUACAUCCUAAACAUUGCAUAUCAAACUUCAUCUGGGUAGUCUGACUGAAUAUACUAUUUGGGAGAAGUGGUGGAGAAUUUUAAGGGGUGAAACUUGAUUUUGAAGGUUUUACAAACAAUGAUAAAAUUUGGUUGAGCUAAAAGUCAGGAGGGAUUCUUAAAAAGUUCAUUUCCCUCCUCACUAAGUAGCACUUAGUAGGGCUGCUCCUUGGGCCAGCUCUGCAAUUUUCAUGGAAGAUAAGGGACAAAUUGUCGUCAUCCAACCAUUUGUGUCUCUGUAAUCCAUGUAAAACAGAAACGCAUGAAGACUAACACUGGCUGUCUGUAAUCAGGGAGACAGAAAUAAAAGUUAAACACAAAACAAGAUUACACACAGUUUAGUAACAAACCCAACUGUCAUUUGUUUCAUUGUAUCAAUGGAUUCUGAGUUCAAAAAAUGAUGCCUGUUAAUUUGUUGCUUCUUUAAUAGUAUUGGGAGCUGCGAUCCCACAGUGUGCUGGAUUACAAAUAGUCUACAUGUGUUCCAACAGUUUACACACACACACACACACACACACACACACACACACACACACACACAGAGAGAGAGAGAGAGAGAGAGAGAGAGAGAGAGAGAGAGAGAGAGAGAGAACAAGCACACGCAGGAAGCUGACCUCAUCCUCUGGAGAAGAGACAGCUCCGAGAACCUCUGCUGAGGCUGGGCUUGAAGAAGGACUCUUGUCGAGAAGGGGCUUCAGAUCCCGAGCUGCUGGAAAAGCCGUCCCAGCUUUGCAUUCUGGACAUUCUUGCAUUUCUGCAGAGAGGAACUCUUUCUUACAAAGAGAGCCAAGAUUUAAUUAAAACAAGGUAGCAAAUAGGAAAUGUCAAAAGAAAUGCGACCCAGAACGAAUGUUCUCAUUUUUAGAAGUCUCUCUGGGGGCCCAUUUGGAAAUGCAUUUGAUCACAGAGGCUGUGAGAAACAGAAUACUGUCCCCGGGUUCCACCCCGCUUUCUGCUGUGUUCCCAUCUGCCGGGCCUUAAUGCUUGUUCUGUUUUCUGCAGAUCUGAGUUAACUGAAUAGGGUUCCUCUGGACACAUCUUCUCUGUCUCUCCAAUUAGGGAGUGAAGCUAGGGUCUCCAGCAUGCCGAACAAGUGCCCUACCCAGCCACAGGCAUACAUGGCCCAUCCUUUUUAAUUUUGCUUUCAAACAAGGUCUCAUUAAACUGGCUGGCCUUGAACUCAUUGUGAAAUCCAGGCAAGCCUUGAUGUUGCUCUGUCCUCUUGCAUUUGUCUUUCUGAGCACCUGGGAUUAUUGUUGUGAGCCACUAGGCAGAGACCAUAGGUUUUUGCUGCUGCUGCUACUGCUUCUGCUUCUCCUCCUCCUCCUUCUUCUUCUUCUUUUUGUUUUUUGUUUUUCGAGACAGGGUUUCUCGGUGUAACCCUGGCUGUCCUGGAACUCACUCUGUAGACCAGGCUGGCCUCAAACUCAGAAAUCCACCUGCCUCUGCCUCCCAAGUGCUGAGAUGAUUCCUCCUAUUCCUCCUCCUCCUCCUCCUCCUCUCCACCUUCUUCCUCUUCCUCCUCCACCUCUUCCCUUUCCUCCUCUUCCUCCUCUUCUAAGCAAAACUGUAACACUAUGUUUCACAGGGCUACACAGAUUAACACAUGGAGAGAUUCAGUUUCAUGGCUUGGUUUGUUUUUUUUUGUUUUUAAGACAGGGUUUCUCUGUGUAUCCAUGGCUGUUCUGAAACACGAAUUGCAGACCAGGCUGGCCUUGAACUCAGCCUGCCUCUGCCUCCCUAGUCCUGGGACUAAAGGUCACUUUGCUCAGCGUUGGCUUCUGAAUUUAAGCCAAUGUAGUUCCUGGAGGGAAAUGCCCUAUUUACUCAAGUAAAAAUUAGCAGGUUAUUAAAUUACUGUUUUAGGCUAAAAUACCUUAAAAAUUAUGUUUGGGGAAGCACAAGGAAGUUAUCCUGUGGACAGCUGUGGAUCUGGGAUGCUAGACUGACGCCACCGUUUUUUCUUUUUUCUUUUCUUGAAAGGAGAAAGAAUGACAACUCUUUUGAUCAUUUGUAAAACCGGUAGAACAGCUUACCCAGUAAAUCUACUCAAAAGAAAGUACUGGCAAGGCCUAGGGACACACUUUCACCUGACCGGUGGAUGAAAUGGCAACAACUUGCCUUUACCAUAAUUUUUAAUAAAGCCCCCAUUAAGGCAGGGGAGCAACCACGCACAACAUUUUCUGUAUCCCACACACUCUGGCUGGCCAGGCGUCCAAGCCCACCGCGGGAACCGUUCGUGCCAUUCACCUGCAUGAAUCAGAGACCAUGCUACCUAUCCAGGGCUCUGCAAAGCCUCCGCCCAUCAGGUCGAGUCCAUCCACACUUUAGUUUUGACUCCAGGCGCCGCCUGGUGGCCACUGCCAGAAGUGCCACCUCCAACUCCGGGGUCCUGACUGCUGGCGCGGCUGCCCCUGGAUAUGCCUGACUCCAGAGACUCCCGCCUCCGCCCCUUCCGCCGUGGCCGAUCGCGGAUUCUUAAGACAGUGACGCCGCCGCGGCCGCCGUGUCAGAAACCGUGGAGCCCCGGCGUCUCACCUACCGUCUCGAGGACGGCCUGAUCAGGCUGUCACCGAGCAGCCCACGACCCGGAAGUAGCCGGCUGCGCGAGGCCCCCGUUGCCCAGCGCGGGCGCCGGGGUGCGGGGUGGGGGGCGGAGCUCGGAGCCGAGGGGAGUCCCGGUGCCCGCGGCUCGGAACCGCGCGAGGUUGCGGGGCUCCGGGGACGCAGCCAGGCGGCCGCGAUCUCCGCGGGACCGGCUCCGCCGCGGCCCCGAGGCGGCGACAUGAGCGCCGCGGGGCUGCUGGCUCCGGCGCCGGCUCCGGCUGCAGCGCCGGCCGCCCCGGAGUACUACCCGGAGGACGAGGAGGAGUUGGAGAGCGCCGAGGACGACGAGCGCAGCUGCCGGGGCCGAGAGUCCGACGAAGACACCGAGGAUGCCAGCGAGACUGACCUGGCGAAGCACGAUGAGGAAGACUACGUGGAGAUGAAGGAACAGAUGUAUCAGGACAAACUGGCAUCUUUGAAGAGGCAGCUGCAACAGCUUCAGGAAGGUACGCUCCAGGAAUAUCAGAAACGGAUGAAGAAACUGGACCAGCAGUACCGAGAGCGGAUCCGGAAUGCAGAGGCUGCCACCAAAAGUUAUGGUCCAGGUUAAAGGUGGAUCUUCCCAACUCAGAAGAUCCGGAUCAAAGAGCUCUUCCUCCAGCUGGAAACGGAACAGGUGGAGAGGAAUUACAUUAAAGAGAAGAAGGCGGCCGUGAAGGAGUUUGAAGACAAGAAGGUGGAGCUGAAGGAGAACCUGAUUGCCGAGCUGGAGGAGAAGAAGAAGAUGAUCGAGAACGAGAAACUCACCAUGGAGCUGACUGGAGAUUCUAUGGAAGUGAAACCCAUCAUGACCAGAAAAUUGCGGAGGCGACCAAACGAUCCUGUCCCCAUUCCAGACAAGAGGAGAAAACCGGCUCCUGCUCAGCUGAACUACUUGCUAACAGACGAGCAGAUCAUGGAGGACCUGAGGACGCUGAACAAGCUUAAGUCACCCAAGAGACCAGCUUCCCCAUCCUCUCCUGAACACUUGCCUGCCACACCUGCAGAGUCUCCAGCCCAGAGGUUUGAGGCUCGGAUAGAAGAUGGCAAACUGUACUAUGAUAAGAGAUGGUACCACAAGAGCCAGGCCAUCUACCUGGAAUCUAAGGACAACCAGAAGCUGAGCUGUGUGAUCAGCUCAGUGGGAGCCAACGAGAUCUGGGUGAGGAAGACCAGCGACAGCACCAAGAUGCGGAUCUACGUGGGCCAGCUGCAGCGUGGGCUCUUCGUGAUCCGCCGGCGAAAAUUCUUAACUUACCGGGACUAGCUCCUUGGCCUGGGACAUGGGGAGCACUGUGGAGUCUUCAGGGCGCUCACAUGGCCGCCACCUCCAUCUCUGUGCCGCUCUCUCCUGCCUCGGCCUCUUCCAGAACUCAGUCACCAGAGAGACUCUUGCUUUCGGAGUAGAGGGGUUCACCCACCUUCCUUGAAUUCCUCUCUUGUCUCGUUUUGUUUAUACUUGAUCCUUUUUUCAGACCUCCUUUGAGUUUGAAGGGAAGCUCGUUUUAACAAUUAUCUUUAGGCCUUUGAAGAGCAGCAGGUAUGCUUUCCCGCCUAAUCUGCUGGGCAGAUUGUGUGCCUGCCUGCCGAGUUGGGCCCGGAAGCAUGGGGCAGGGUUCUCCUGGCUCCACUUUCUUGGAGAAAUAAAUGAUAUAGAACAUCUAUCUGCCUUGGGCUUCUACUCCAAUGACUGCGUGAGUGUCUUCACCCUGGACACUGCAGCCAACGGAUGGGGCUGGGGGUGGGGGAGAGGGGUGGCAUGUCCCUAACAUGCUAAGUCACUGCUCUGAGCAGUUUCCAGCGAACACGAUUCAUUUAGGUAUGCCCGUCCUUGUUCAGGGUGGAAGAAGUGGGAAUUCCAGAGGUCUCCGUCUGUAACUCCUCUGGCUCCCAGUGGCUACAAGGAUCUCAUCACGUGCCCUACUGUGAUGUGGGUUCUCCCUUCCCCAUAGCUGCGGUGGCAAGGUGGGUGCCUCGCUCUUGCAGCUGGACCCACUGCAGUACUGGACCGCUCAAUAUCGAAGAACCUCCAGCCUCCCCCGAGGUUUGUCCCACGUUAGUGACAAGGAGAGCUCUGUCAUGCUGCAGCUGCCAAGUCUGCGUGCUGCUUGAGCCCCAGCGAAGCCACCUGCCAUGGCCCUCUUGCUCCCUGGGCCUCUUAUUGGAGAAAUGACUGGUGUGGCUGAGCAGGAGAUUCCUUCUGCUCUAGCCGCCACAGGCCACGAGAGAAGAAGCGGAUCCGAGCGACUGUCACCAUCUCGGGGCAAUCAGUAGGCUGUCCACACCUUGUUUUGCUGUGGGUGUGGGGAGCCACAGGAAGUCGUGUGCCUCCACGGAAGACUGUACAGAAUCACUUUGUUUAUGGCCGCUCUCCCAUUGGAUUCUUAAGAAAACAGGAUAAACAAUGUUUAUUCACUAA
Mus musculus (house mouse) is the source of this 6322-nucleotide messenger RNA. It is a transcript of the gene Suds3, whose product is annotated as suppressor of defective silencing 3 homolog (S. cerevisiae). Bases 4649 to 5170 code for a protein of 173 amino acids. The record is from RefSeq and is a predicted model, not a curated record. Gene Ontology annotation, cellular component: nuclear body; nucleus; nucleoplasm. Gene Ontology annotation, biological process: negative regulation of transcription by RNA polymerase II; chromatin remodeling. Gene Ontology annotation, molecular function: enzyme binding; histone deacetylase activity. NCBI's taxonomy places the organism in Eukaryota, Metazoa, Chordata, Mammalia, Rodentia, Muridae. The transcript is spliced from 14 exons.